UGCGUGUAAGGGGGCUGGGGGUCUGCUUGUAAAAGUUCAAGUCUUGAGCUCUCGCUUCCUGUCUGCCGUCCGACUCCCAGGCCGAAGGACGCGUCCGCCGGACUCUCGUUCUCUAUUCGGGGGGGCCCACGGCUCCCGGGGGUUUGCCGGCGUGCGCGUCGACGUUCGACUGAGCCCCGAAGACGCGCGACAGCAACGCAAGCGCAGGAACCCUUCCGACAAACUUCCCGCCUGGCGCGGCGGGUCCAAGAUGGCUGCCUUGAGGGCGCUCCUCCUGCUGCUGGCGGCCGCGUCGUCGUCGGCGGCAGCGCCAGGGAACGGCGCCCGUGUGGAGGUGAACGCGGGCAUGGAGGUGGUCAGGGGGCGCCGGGCCUUCCUGGGCAGGGAGCAGCUGAGGAUCGGCGCGGAAGCCGACGCCCACUGCAAGGUGGAGGUGGUCCUGAACGAGCCAAUUACGCAGCGGGUGGGACGCCUCACGCCGCAGGUGUUUGACUGCGAUUUCCUGCCAGAAGAAGUCAUGUACCAACACAAUGGAAGUCCUCUGUUGAACAGCGACCAAGUCCUACUGCGAGUCUACAGGUUCAGGUCUUCGGAAACAUCGGUGGAGUCGGUGCUCUUGCAGAUUCGCGUGGUGGACCGGUCUUUGGGCCUGGCGGACUUGGGCACGACCCCGCUGACGGUUCGGGACUUCUACGCGCUGUCCAACGCCAUCGACGACUCGGUGGUGAACAUCCGGAGCCCGGGCCGCGCCGCGUGCACCGUGCGACUGCUCGCCGCCGCCGGAGCUCUGACUGCCGGUCGGCUGGUGCGGGGGGACGACGCCCUCCAGAGGACAGGUCGUGAAGCGCCGGCGGCGCCGUGCCCAGGAAACAAAGCCUGCGCCAGCGGCACCGAGGAAGUCGGCUUCCUGAAGACUAGCUGCCAGGACUUCGUGAGUUCCGGCCUCAAGUACCAACACCUCAGCCCGCCCUCGCCCGACCUCGACUACAUCGCCAUCAGUGUUGAACUGAGGGAGCAGGAUACCAGGGCUGUGCUGGAGACGGAGUCUCUCUGGCUGCCGGUGCGGAUCGUCGGGGCGACGCCCAACCAGCCGCCGCGGGCCGCCUUCGUGGCGUCCUUCAUCCUGGAAGUGGACCAGUUCGUCCUGACCCCGAUCACCACCGCCUCCCUGGACGCGGAAGACCCCGAGACCCCCAAGGACGGGCUGGUGUUCAACGUGAGCGCCCCGCCCCCCCGAGGCUACGUCACCCACCUGGACCGGCACACCGAGCCCGUGCGCUCCUUCACCUGGUCGGACCUCCACCACCUGAAGGUGGCGUACCAGCCGCCCAACAGCAGCCACCUGACACGUGACAACUUUCAGAUGGAGUUCCAGGCCAUCGACGCGUCCUACGCAGCCGGUCCGCCCGUCGUGCUGCACGUGUCCAUCAAGGCGGCGGAGACAAAUGCGCCGCGGGUGUCGUGGAACACGGGUCUGGACCUGCUGGAGGGUCAGUCGCGAGCGAUCACGUGGGCGCAGCUGCAGAUCGUAGACCGCGACGACAUCGACGACGUCUUCCUCGUGGCGCUGGACGGGCCGCGGCACGGGCGCCUCAGCGUCAGAGGGGCGAAGGCGUUUGCGUUCGGCGUGCGGGACCUGCGCGAGGGGGCGGUGGUCUACGAGCACUCGGACAGCGACACCACCCGCGACCACAUCGUCUUCCGUAUCAGCGACGGGCGCCACAGCAUCCGCCACAAGUUCCCCAUCAACAUCGUGCCCCGUGACGACGCGCCGCCCUUCCUGGUCAACAACGUGGCGCUGGAGGUGCGGGAGGGCGACGCCCUCCGGCUCGACCCGUCCGCGCUCUUGGCCUCCGACCUGGACUCCAGCGACGCCCGCAUCCUCUUCACGGUGGACGCCCCCCCGAGGGCCGGCCGGAUCGUCACCAGGACCUCCCCCCGCGAGCCGGGCAUCCCCAUCGCCGCCUUCCUGCAGCACCAGUUGACUCAAGGUUUAAUCUUCUACCAACACUCCGGAGACGAAAUCUUCGAGGACUCCUUCGACGUCACGCUGGCCGACGCCCACGCGCCACCCAACCUAUCGCAAGCUUACACAGUGGUGGUGCACGUGUUCCCGGUGGAGGACCAGCUUCCCGCGGAAUCUCCCGCAAGCGUGCGCCACGUGACGGUGAAGGAGACGCAAGUGGCGUACAUCACCCGCGCGCACCUGCACUUCACCCACGCCGAACACUCGCACGCUGACCUCACCUAUGACGUCACCCGCCCGUGCCACAGCCCGCAACAUCCUGGGUUGAUGGACGCGGGUCGUCUCUUCCACGUGGACAGCGUCGCCGCCCUGAGGCGCGACCCGACGGCGCCGGCACUGAAGUCGUUCACGCAGCACGCGGUGGACCACCUGAAGGUGGCCUACAUGCCGCCCCUGGAGGACAUCGGACCCGACGAGCUCACCGUCCAGUUGGUGUUGUCGGUCAGCGACCGUCGCGGCGGCGGCGCCGUCGCCGGCGUCCUCUUCAACAUCACCGUCACGCCCGUCGACGACCAGGCGCCUCAGGCUUUCAGCAACUUGUUGCGCGUGGAGGAAGGCAGUUGGGCGUUUGUGACGGAGGAGCACCUUCUGGUGCGAGACCGCGACACCCGCCGGCCGGCCCUCAGGGUGGAGCUCGAGCGGCUGGCGCACCGCGGCCGUCUAGAGCUGCGGGGGCGGACCCUACGACGCCGAGACGCUUUUACGCUCGCGGAUCUCGGAGGACUUGCCGUCAGGUACGUCCACGACGACUCCGAGACCACCGAGGACGAUGUCGGGCUGCGCGUGACAGACGGCGUCAACGCGGUGGACGUGGACCUGCUCGUCCAGGUUCUGCCUGUGAAUGACGAGCCCCCCCAGCUAGGCGGCGGCCUGCGCGGCGACCUGCGCUGCCCGGAGGGGGGCCGCGUCCAGGUGACGGCCGACUACCUGGCGGCCACCGACCGGGACAGCGAGGACGCUAAGCUGAGCUACAUGUUAGCGCGGCGGCCCGCAAGGGGGGAGCUGCAGAGGGCAGGAAUUCCCGUGGACAAGUUCUCGCAGCAGGACCUCCUGCAGGGUCAUGUCUUCUAUGUGCACACGGGUGGCGAGAUCGGCCCGGCUCCUGCCUCCGACACCGUCACGCUCAUCAUCUCCGACGGCGACGCGGGCGGGACGGACGGCUGUUGCCACGGCGAUGCUCCGCCGGUCCCGCUGCACGGCACACUUCCUGUGUAUGAUCUCAACGUCACGCUACUUCCUGUCAACAACAAAGUUCCCGCUGUCAUACUGGGAGCAUCCAUGUUGGUGGUGGACGAGGGUUCCCGGGCGUGUCUGUGCGGAGGUGUCCUGGGGGCCUCGGACCCCGACAGCCCCCCCGACCAGCUGACCUUUCACCUGGACACCAAACCUCUGCACGGCUUCCUGGAAAACAUUCAGCCAACACCGGGAUACGAGAAGAGCAACGCAGGAAUUCCCAUAGAGUCGUUCAAGUUGGACGAGCUGACAUCAGGCUUCAUCAACUACGUCCAAUCAGAGCACAAAGGGGCGGAGCCAACGGUGGAACAAUUGCUGAUCAGCGUGAGCGACGGCCUGCAUCACUCCGCCUCCGUUCCCGUCUACAUCAUCAUCAAUCCGACCAAUGACGAGAAGCCGUCACUGCAGCUCGCCAACUUUACCGUGAAGGAGGGGGGCACACGGGAGCUGACCCGCACCCUCCUGGAUGCCUUCGACCUGGAUGCCCCCCCGGACGAGUUGACCUUCAGCCUGACGGGGGCGCCGGCGCACGGCAGCCUGAAGGCGAGCGCCUUCCGUCCUCCCGAAGGAUCGAGCGCUUCACUUGUCAGCGUCACCUCUUUCACCCUGCAGCAGCUGCGACAGGGCCUGACGUUAUGGUACGCGCACGACGGCUCGGAGACCUCGGAGGACCGGCUGACUCUGCAACUGACCGACGGCGUCCACUCGCUCGGCGCCACCGCCGCGGUCGUCGUGCUGCCCGUCGACGACCACCCGCCCCGCCUCGUCAAGAACGCCGGCGCGGAGGCGGAGCCCGGCGUGCGACGGGCGCUGACCGCCGCCGUCCUCCUGGCCGACGACGCCGACACGCCUCCGGCGAAACUCUUCUACCUGCUGCACGCCGCGCCGCGCUUCGGAAAACUGCAUCUGAAGACGAGCGAAACGGGCCUGACGGAGCUGGCGGCGGGUCACAACUUCACUCAGGACGACGUGGACGCUAACCGGCUAAGCUACACGCCGUCGGCUAACGCUAACCGGCCGAGCGACGCGCCCCGCGACCGUGCCGACGCGGCCGGGUUCGAGGGUCACGACGGCUUCCGUUUCAGCCUCAGCGACUUGGAACACCGGAGCUCCGCCCACGUCUUCGACAUCACCGUCCGCACCGCCCGCAAAGGCGACAUCUCUUUGCGGACCGGCGAGGUGCGCGUGGCGGAGGGCCAGCGUGCGGUGCUGAACACCGACUUCCUGCGGGCCUCGGACGGCGGCGGGCGCCCGGACGAGCUGGUCUACACGGUGACGGCGCCGCCGCGCCACGGCUUGCUGCACUCCGCGGCGCGGCCCGGCGUGCCGCUGAGCGCCUUCACGCAGAUGGACGUCGCCGCGCAGCGCGUCUGCUACACGCACGACAACGGACACCGACACCACAGCGACACCUUCAGUUUCGUGGUCAGCAACGGCGAGCGGUCGCAGCCCGGCAGCGUCGGUUUUUCCAUCGAGGCGGUGGACCGCGUCCCGCCGACGUUGGAGGUCAACGCGGGCGUGCGCGUGCAGGACGCCGGCACGGCGGCCAUCACCGCCGAGCAUCUGCGGCUCAGCGACGCUCACGCGCCGGCCUCCGACCUCACCUUCGCGCUCGCUCGGCCGCCGCGGUACGGACGCCUGCUGCUGCGGGGCGUCCCGCUCGGCUCGUCGCCCGACCCCCCGACGGCGACCGUCUUCACCCAGGCGGACGUCGACGGGGGCCACCUGGCUUACCGGCACGACCCGGGCGGCCGGGCGCUCAACGACAGCUUCUACUUCCUGCCCGGAGACGGCCGCAACCGAGGCUAUUUGCGAUACGGACGGCUGAGGACGGAGCCGGCUGUCUUCCGCAUUCACGUGGAGCACGUGGACCGGUGGCCUCCCGUCCUGACCGCGUUGGGGCGCCCCAGCGAGGUGGUCCAGCUGAGGGACGGUCGCUGGGCGCUGUUCAUCACGUCUAGGCAUCUCCAGGCUACGGACGACAGCAGUCCGCCCGAUCAGCUCCAGUUCGCGGUCGUCACGCCGCCGCGCUUCGGACACCUGGAGAACGUCUACACAGGAGCUUACAUCCGAGGCCGUUUCACGCAGCGAGACGUGGAGCGCCGCUCGCUGGUCUUCGUGGUGCCCGCCGACGCGGACGUGACGGAAGACAACUUCCUGUUCCGCCUCAGCGACCUGGCGGGGAACACCGCCGUGCCGCAAACGCUGGAUCUGUCCUGGUCCCGAAUCGAGCUGUCGGCCAGCUGCUUCCGGACCUGCGAGACUGCGGGAACGCUUCAGAUCCAGAUCCGACGGCGUGGGACGAGCGCCGACCCGGCAUACGUGGCCAUCCGGGUCCAGGACGGGACCGCCAAAGUGGGUCGGGACUUCACACACAGCACAGCCGCACUGAUCCAGUUUGAUCCAGGCGUGGAUAGGAAAACGUGGAGCAUUUACCCGGAAGCCGACGGCCUGGAGGAGAACGACGAGAACUUGACGGUCACGCUGAAGGACCCGAAGAACGCCGUCCUGGGCCGGACGACCUUCGCCAGGGUGGAGAUCGUCGACCCCAGAGGAGGACGCUGUGACAUGAGCGUGGCGAAGGCUGACGUGGCCCCGCCCCUUCCUCCCGUUACCCCGCCCACUCUGGCCGAGGAUGACGCCAUCCUGGAUGUGGAGGCGGAGCUGAUGUGGGAGAGCACCGCCCCUCCCCGCGGCGACGUCCCGAACCGCAGACACUUCGCUGACUACGACGGCCGAGGAAAGCCGCGGGACCAGGCGCAACCCGGACAGGCACAGGAGGAAGUGGCCGGGGAUGCUGGGAACGCUGGACUCGAGGCGCUGUCAGCGGGAGCAAAGCCGGACCAGAAAGUCUGGAGGUUCCACAGUCUGACAUCCCUGCGGCUGGAGGAGAUGGCGGCACCACCAGCAGGUGGCGCCACGCAGGAGAGCCGCCCGGGAAACGCCCCUCAGACGGAUCGCGCAACAAGUGGGAAGAAGGAGGCGGAGCUACGCCACCGCAAAACGGGGAGAUCGCCGAGCAGCCGGUGUGACGAGGGCUGGACUCACCACCGGGGGCGCUGUUACCUGGCCAGCUCGUCCGUCAGCAGCCGGGCUAGCGCCGAGCGCUCCUGCUCCUUCCUGUCCGACAGCGGUUUGCCGAGCGUCCGCUCCAGACGGCAGCUCGUGUGGCUCUGGAGAUUUGGCGGGAAGAAGCCAUUUUGGAUCGCUCAGUCCCAGCUCGUCGCAACGCUUACAAAAGGCCUCGGCGGCGUUCCGUCCGGCGGCGCGUCGUCGUCGUGUUUGCUGGCGGAGAACUCGUCACGAUGGACGUCGGGCAGCUGCGACGUCGACUCGGAGCACGCCGUCAUCUGCGAGGCGCCGCCUCGCCCUCGCUAAACGCGCUGAAGCUUGCGAGCCGGCGACGUCGUGAUGAUGAAGAGGAUGACCUCGCUUACUUUCCUUUUUAUUUCCUGUCGCUACUGUUGUUGUUGCCGAAACCAUGUCAAUUUCCCCAUUGUGGGACUAAUAAAGGGAAUCCAAUCGAA
Molecule: messenger RNA, 6786 nt
Organism: Phyllopteryx taeniolatus (common seadragon)
Lineage: Eukaryota; Metazoa; Chordata; Actinopteri; Syngnathiformes; Syngnathidae
Gene: frem1b
Product: Fras1 related extracellular matrix 1b
Exons: 36
Coding region: 251-6637 (2128 amino acids)
Biological process (GO): cell communication
Cellular component (GO): membrane
Source: RefSeq, a predicted model, not a curated record